AGAGUUGUCCUCCUGGCCGCCAUUAAAGAAUUCAAUCCAUGUAGUGAAAUAAUGGAAAUCUGCAGGACACCCAUGGAUCCAGGCAGAGACGAUUAGCCGAUGAGUAGUGUCGGAGAUUUGGCAUUUAUUCUGUUUGACGAACAGUUUUAUCAUGACGGAGCUCCGUUGAGGUUUUAGAAGGAAUGAGGGCGGUGUAGCUGAUUGUUUUAUUUAGCUGGCAGGCUAGCUGAGAUCAGGGGGAGGGGAGAGUUCCUCUGCUUUGAAAUUGUUUCAGAUCAGCUAGCUGACGUUAGCAUUAGCACACCAGGGACCAAGCUUUUGUGAUGAAGUUUUUUUAGUUUCCGAGCUCGUUCUUUCAAAUUUCUGGGGUUUGUUUUAACUUUAGUCUGUUCUGGUUAGGUUAACGUUAAUUGUUUGAUAUUUAUGUGAUGUGGCCGCAGCUCUGCGGCUAACCAGAUCAGACAAUACAUUUCAAAUAGGAUUGAUGAAUCGACUAGCUAGAAGCCUACAGUUGACGCUAUCUGGCUGUCUGUCUAAUGUUAGCUUAGCCGCCAGGCUAGUAGCUAGCGCCGGUUAGAAGUUGGCUGACUUAAUUACAAGUGAACGUCGCUUCGCUUGCGAGUUACACCUAUCAGCUAUUGCCCCAAAGGUGGUUGAGACAAUGGACUUGAACGUUACCACCGCGCAGUGAAAGGAUGAGUUCGUGCUUUGUACCAAACGGAGCCAGUUUGGAGGAUUGCCACUCCAACAUCUUCUGCCUGGCUGAUUUGACUGGAAUAAAAUGGCGACGUUUUGUGUGGCAAGGUCCCACCUCUUCGCCCAUCCUCUUCCCGGUGACCGAGGAGGACCCGAUCUUGUGUAGCUUCAGCCGAUGCCUGGCAGCAGAUGUGCUAAGUGUGUGGAGAAGGCACCACACCCCGGGUCGCAGGGAGCUUUGGCUUUUCUGGUGGGGGGAUGACCCCAGUUUUGCAGAGCUUAUCCACAAUGAGCUUUCGAGCGAGGAGGAUGGUGAGUGGGAGAGCGGUCUGUCCUACGAGUGUCGAACGCUCCUGUUCAAAGCCAUUCACAACCUGCUGGAGCGCUGCCUGAUGAACCGUGGCUUCGUUCGCGUCGGCAAGUGGUUCGUUAAGCCAUACCAAAAGGAGGAGAAGAUCAUUAAUAAAAGCGAGCACCUGUCUUGCUCUUUCACCUUCUUCGUUCAUGGCGACAGCAAUGUGUGCACGAGCGUGGAAAUCGCCCAACAUCAGCCACUUCAGAGACUCGGCGAAGAGCAUCCAAGCCUUGCACAGCAGAGCUCCAGCCCCCUGCAAGUAAUCCUGAGCCCAUACGGCUUGAACGGGACACUCACCGGCCAAACGUUUAAGAUGUCAGAUCACCCUACUCAGAAACUCAUCGAGGAGUGGAGGCAGUUUUAUCCCAUUUGUCUGAAUCCCAAGGAGUCCCAGGAAGACAAGCUGGAGGAUACGGACUGGGAGGAUGACUCCCUAGCGGCUGUGGAAGUCCUUGUUGCGGGGGUGAGGAUGGUUUACCCAUCCUGCCUUGUGCUUCUCCCCCUAUCGGACCUCCCCGCCGUAGUCUCCCAGGGCUCGGCCAACACCCCGGGGGCCCAGUGUGGCGCUCAGCAGGGUCAGGCGACUCACAGAGACCCCGCCAUAUCCUCUGUCACCUUGACUCCGCCCACAUCACCAGAAGAGGCUCACACUGACUAUCAGCCUGCCCACCGCUGGCUAAAGCUGUCUUCUGCGUCCGAUUGCUACAACUCUAACAACACUCUUCAUGGGGGUAAAAUCCCCCGCAGGCUGGCUGGUCAGAUGGUGGAAUCAGUGUGGCAGGAGUAUAACAUCAACCGUACUGGGAACAAGAGGAAGUUUACCAACUUGACAAACGGCGCGUGUGAGGAGGAAUUGGAGAAAACAAGACUCUGGGAUUUUGUGGAACCUACUUGCAGACCAUCUUGCAAUUGUUCAAGGCAUAAGAAUCAGAAGCAGCGUUCCGGCAGCACCUCAGGACACCCACCGUCAUCAGGCCAGUCGGCCCAGCCAGCCCCCAAGCACAAGCUGGGAGAGAAACUGGAGAAGGGGGAGAAGCAGCAGAGGAGGCCACAAACGCCUUUUCAUCACCGCAACUCUGUGAGCGAGGAGCAGCCGCUGGAGCCACAGACCCCGCGGCUCUGCCCCAGACAGCUGGAGGAGGGCUCGUAUCCCAGCCUGCACCACGUCGACACAGUGGCGCCCAAAGCACCCACGCUACACGCGCACGGUCCCCCCACAGACUUGGUAGGAUCCCCGCCACCCCCUCCUCUCAGCCCACAUCCAUGUGAACAUGCAGAAAGCGACUUAACCCCAAGAGCCAUUAAGAACUCUUCCACGCCUAUUCACCAAGCGAUCUACCCGCCGUCAGUGGAGCCACAUAAAGCCUCGUCCGAGGACCAUCAGUUGGACAGCGUCCCCGUGCCUUCCUUCACCCCCACCUAUAACGAAAGCUUGGAACUGACGAUGUUUGUAGGUUCAGCUGUAAACCCAAAUGAAGACUCCACCCACAACCCCUGGAAGUAUUUCAACUUGCCCAGGAAGCCCUCCAACCUGUCGACGCCUCAGCUGCCUGUGGAUAAAGCACGAGAUGAUUGUGGAGGAACGGAAAACGUCGUCUCUGUCACGGAGUUGAUGUCCGACUCCUCGCAGCCUCUGAAGGUCUCCCAGGAGCUGGUCAGGACGUACGCUCAGCGGAGACACAGCCAUCUUUCUUCCACAGCAGGAGACGGAGACCACAGCGAGGAGCCAGACCCUUACGCCUUUGUGGAAGACGAGGACGACAACUUCACAGAGAAGAAGGACAAGUCUGGGACUGAGAAGGAAGGAAACAAGAAACAGAAGAUGGAUGAAGGAAAUGGAACUUCUGCAGAUGAUGGUCAGGGUCCAUCAGGCAGUAAACCUUCUGCCUCGACCAGCCUCAUCCAUGAGAAUGACCUGGCCGUGUCCUACAGCGACCUGGAUAAACUAUUCAACUCCGAUGAAGAUGAGCUAGCGCCUGGACCCAGAAGAACUGAAGAUGCUACAGAUGUUGUCUGUAGACCCCCCCUGCCAGAUCAACCGACCAUCAUAAGCACAGUAGACCUGCACACGAUGUUUCCCACCCCGCCCUCCCUGGACCAGCAGGGAUACUCCCCCAUGAACUCUGGGAGCCAGAAUAGUCUGGAAACAGGGGCGAGUCUCACCGUGUUGGACAUCAGCCAGCUCAACACCCACUUCAGGAUGGAGGUGGAGGAGGGUUACUGCAGCCCAAAGCCAUGUGAACUAAAGGACUUCUCCUUUGUGUACAAGCCAGCAAUUAGUCAGUCCAUCAUCGGUUCAACUAUGUACGCCCCCUUAAAAACACUACCCAGCCAGUGUCUGUCACCCAUCAAACUGCCAGAGGACUGCAUGUACACACCGAGCUGGACCAUGGGCAAAGUGGAGCUGAUGACCAGCGUCAGCCUCCUCACCAAAGACAGCAGUAAUGUCCCCAGUGUUGAGCCAGACUACAACCAGACCCACACCCCUCAAACCCAAACACCCUUCCACACCGGCAGCGCUCCGCCCAGCAACAGCGGCCCUGGCAUUCUGCCUUCCCCGGCUACACCGCGCUUCUCUGUGCCCACGCCUCGCACGCCACGCACUCCACGAACGCCCCGCGGUCCGUCCAGCGUCCAGGGCUCCCUAAAGUAUGACAACUCUGACCUUUACUCGCCGGCGUCCACGCCUUCUACCUGUCGACCCCUCAGCUCGGUGGAGCCGGCCACCGUGCCCUCCAUCCCCGAGGCCCACAGCCUCUACGUCACCCUGAUCCUCUCCGAGUCGGUCAUGAACCUCUUCAAGGACUGCAACUUUGACAGCUGUUGCGUGUGCGUCUGCAACAUGAACAUCCGAGGGGCGGAUGUAGGCGUGUACCUGAAGGACAACGGCGAGGCCCAGUAUUCGUGCGCUUGUGGCUUCAGCGCCGUAACCAACCGGCGCUUCGGCCAGUCGGCCGGGCUGUUUCUGGAGGACGAGCUGGACGUGGUAGGACGCGGUUCAGAUGCCAGCCGGGACACCGAGCGGUGUUUCGAGGACCUGAGAAGCAGCUUGAAGGAGAAACCUCCAGAUGAGUUGAUCCUGCUGCUCCAGGACCAGUGCUCCAACCCACUGGCACCACUGGCUGGUGUGGAGUACUCUAAACAGGGCUCCGCUCCCAGCUCGUUCCUGAGGGUCGAAGAGAGAGACUGUUAUAACGACUGCUACAUGGCUCUGGAGCACGGCAGGCAGUUCAUGGACAACAUGUCAGGAGGAAAAGUGGACGAAACACUAGUGAAAAGCACCAGCCUUCAUCAGUGGCCAAAAUGUAAAUCAGCAGACAUGAGCAAGCUCUUCUCUCAGGAUGUCCUGCGGGUGUUGCUGUCUCUGCAGCCCGUCCUGCAGGACACCAUUCAGAAGAAGAGGAGUGUGCGGUCCUGGGGGGUUCAGGGACCCCUCACCUGGCAGCAGUUCCACAAAAUGGCUGGAAGGGGCUCAUAUGGAACGGAUGAGUCUCCAGAACCUCUGCCCAUCCCGACCUUUUUGGUUGGUUACGAAUACGAUUUUGUCGUGCUGUCUCCUUUCGGGUUGCCGUACUGGGAGAAGCUGCUCCUAGAUCCUUUUGGUUCCCAGAGGGAUGUGGGAUAUGUGGUCAUCUGCCCAGAAAACGAGGCCCUACUCCGCGGAGCCAAGACCUUUUUCAAAGAUCUGAGUGUCAUGUAUGAGGCUUGCCAGCUGGGGCAGCACAGGCCCAUCUGCAAGAGUCACCCAGAGGGUAUUCUGACGGUCGGUGCCACAGAAGGCAGGAGCAUGACGGAGCAGCCUCUCAGCGACUGGUUUCUCAAGAUGGCUGCUAGAGAAGGAAGUAAUGAAGCCUUCAACAAGCUCAAACUCUUUGCUCAAGUGUGUCGUUAUGAUCUAGCGUCAAAUUUGGCCGAGCUUCCUUUGGACAGUUCCCUUUUGGCCCAACGUAAUCCCACCGCGGCCACCUCCCCUUCGUCCUCCCAGACCAACUCUUCCAGCAUCUCCUCAGGACUCCAGAGCACCAACACCACCAGCGCCGGAGCGGCUCAGCCCGUCCAGGUCAACAGCACCCCUCCUUCCUCCUCGUCAGCCUCCCAGAGCAUCGGGGGGAUGGCGUCAGGCAAGCCCAGCUCCUACCUGCCGUUCGGGUCAGCGGGCUUGCAGGGAGGUGCUACUCAGAACGGACCUCAGUUGAAUUCCCAUGGUUCGGGGGGACUCGCAGAAAACGGGUCCAGUCAGCCUCAAGGUCCCACAGAAACCCCAGAGAGCACAAUGGAAAGAGACAAAGUGGGCAAGCCAACAGACGGGGAGUCGCACGCCGUUUCCUACCCACCCGCCAUAGUGGUUUACAUCGUGGACCCUUUCAGCUACGAAGACGCAGACAGAGAGAUUCACUCCAGCACGUUCACAUUCGGCCUGCUGCGCUGCUACAUGGAGAUGCUCCCGUUCCUACCCGCUCACAUCAGGAACGCCGUCUCAGUGCAGAUCGUUCCUUGCCAGUAUCUGCUGCAGCCGGUGCACAGCGCCGAGCGCCACGCCUACAGCCAGCACCUGAAGUCUCUGGCCUUUUCCGUGUACACUCAGUGUCGUCGUCCCCUUCCCAACUCCACCAACUUCAAGACUUUGACGGGCUUCGGGCCUGGGCUCGCCAUCGACAUGGCCCUCAAGAACCCAGAGCGGCCGGAGUGCCUGCGUCUGUACACGCCACCCUUCAUCCUGGCUCCAGUGAAAGACAAGCAGACUGAGCUCGGGGAGACGUUUGGCGAGGCGUCGCAGAAGUACAACAUCCUGUUUGUGGGCUACUGCCUCUCUCACGACCAGCGCUGGCUGCUGGCGUCCUGCACCGACCAGCACGGGGAGCUGCUGGAGUCCUGCAUCAUCAGUAUUGAUGUACCGAACAGGGCUCGCAGGAAAAAGGGCUCAGCCAGGCGACUGGGUUUACAGAAGCUGUGGGACUGGUGCGUGGGUCUGGUUCAGUUGACGUCACUGCCCUGGAGGGUGGUGAUCGGGCGGCUCGGACGGAUGGGCCACGGCGAGCUGAGAGACUGGAGCAUUCUGCUGAGCAGGAGGAACCUACAGUCCCUCAGUAAGCGUCUGAAGGAGACCUGUAGGAUGUGUGGCAUCUCUGCUUCUGACACACCCAGCAUCCUCAGCGCUUGUCUGGUUGCCAUGGAGCCACAGGGUUCCUUUGUGAUCAUGCCAGACUCCGUUUCCACGGGUUCGGUGUUCGGUCGCAGCACCACCCUCAACAUGCAGACGUCCCAGCUGAGCACACCUCAGGAUACAUCCUGCACACACAUCCUGGUGUUCCCCACCUCAGCUGUGGUCCAGGUCAACACUAACACCUCCGAGCCCAUCGACAUCAGCUUCAACCCCAUAAACCCCGAUGGAUCUGACGGGAUGGGAAUCUUUGACCUUUUUGAUAACGACAUGGAUCACGACAUGGUGGAUCCAGACCUGAUCAACAUCCUGCCCAACUCCCCCACAACCUCUCCGGGUCACUCUCCCGGUUCUCACUAUCAUCAGGGAGGAGAUGGAAGCAAGGGUCCGAGCGCCGACCGGAUGGAGUCCCACGAGGAGGCUCUGAACAUCCUGCAGCAGCCGAUGGCUUUGGGUUACUUCAUCUCCACCGCCAAGGCUGGUCCACUGCCUGACUGGUUCUGGUCGGCUUGUCCCCAGGCCCAGAACCAGUGUCCGCUCUUCCUCAAGGCCUCUCUGCACCUGCACGUGUCUUCAGUCCAAUCAGACGAGCUUCUGCACAGUAAACACUCCCACCCGCUGGACUCUAACCACACCUCCGACGUGCUCAGAUUUGUUCUAGAGCAAUACAACGCCCUCUCCUGGCUGACGUGCAACCCUGCGACCCAGGACCGGCGCUCCUGCCUGCCUGUUCACUUCGUGGUGCUCACACAGAUUUAUAACUUUAUCAUGAACAUGCUCUGAACUACGGGCGGCUUCAAACUGAUCGGAUCGGAGGAUUUACUAAGUCAAACUUGUGGAUUUUUUUCUUUCCUUGUGCAAUGAAGAAUUGCAAACAUUCGAAAGGAACGCCAUCAGAGCGAAUGCGGAGGAAGUCUCCAGCCUCAUCCUCCUCCCUGGUGUCUAUCGCCCAGCGCUGACUGGAAAGUCCCAAAUCAAUCAAUCAGAUGCCAAGAAUUCAUUUCAGCAUUUCGGAUGAUCACGGGACGUUUCGUAAAAGGAGAAUAAAUUUGUCUUUUUAAUGACUGUAGAUUGCAAUCUAUGAAAUUUUAUCUUAUUGAAAUGCCUGCAUAUAUUAUUUAUUGUAAGUUUUUAAAUGUGGAAUUUUUAAUGCUUAAUAUCUUUUAUAUAUUACAAAUCCUAGGGAGUGUGUACAUCUCACUGUAAAGGAAAAUCGGAUUAAAAAGUGUAACUUUUUCUCCAAUUAGAUCCCAGAGAGAAAAAACAAAACCGUUCAAGUGGAUUUUGCUGUAGAUUGCUUUUAGAAUCUUAUUUUUUCAAAGGGUACAGACCUUUUUAUUGCCAUGCUGUAAAAAAAAUGAAGUAAAAGCUGGCCUGGGCAUUUGCGUCCCACCCAACGAGUGGCUGAGACUUACCUCUUUGUCUCUCGCACAGUAACUCAGUGAGCUCUGAGGAGGAAUUAAAGGUACAUUGUCAGAUUAUAUAUUUUAUAUAACAGAUUUAGGUAAUUGUGUGUGUAUAUGUGUACAUAUACUUGUGUGCCGCUACUGAUGGUGCAGCUUCUGUUUUAGGAAUAAAGUGCGUCUACCUUAC
This is a messenger RNA of Nothobranchius furzeri (turquoise killifish), 7805 nucleotides long. Its product is annotated as mediator of RNA polymerase II transcription subunit 13-like. NCBI's taxonomy places the organism in Eukaryota, Metazoa, Chordata, Actinopteri, Cyprinodontiformes, Nothobranchiidae. Gene Ontology annotation, molecular function: transcription coactivator activity. The record is from RefSeq and is a predicted model, not a curated record. Gene Ontology annotation, cellular component: mediator complex. Gene Ontology annotation, biological process: positive regulation of transcription by RNA polymerase II.